CUGAACAAAGAUAUAUUGUUUAAAUAAUUUGAAAACAAAAUUAUUAAAUAGGUCCUAUUUACAGUCUCUGAAGUGUAACGAUUUAUUUAGUUCUUUUAUAAUAUAACCUACAAAUUUAAAUAUGAUUUGUCGAAAGUGUAGCGGUCCUGGAUCAUUAAUAAUUAGAAAAGAGUAUUGUUAUUGUAAUGACUGUUUUAUUACCAAUAUAAACCACAAAUUUCGAGCUUGUAUUGGUAAAAAUAAAAUAUUGUCGCCUAAUGAAAAAGUCCUGAUCUGUUUAUCUGGAGAUGCAAGUUCUACGGUUUUAUUGGAUUUGAUACACGUUGGCCUUUCAUUAAAUAACCAUAAAAAAUUACGAGUGAUACCAUAUUUUUUGCAUAUCAUAGAAAGAGAUUCAGAAGGUGAAGAAAUAUCUAAAGUAAUAGUUGAGCAAUGUAAAAAUUACAACUUUAACAUUACUUUAGUGAAUAUUGAUGAAUACUUUAAUAAAAAUAUUUUAUGUAAUGAUAAUACAAUGAAAAAUCAUUAUCAACCAUCAAUUUCAAAAAAUAUUCUAUUAAACAUACCUACCUCCAUCAGUGAAGAUGUGUUGACAAAGAUGAAACAAAAUAUUUUUAUAAAAAUUGCAAAACAAUUAAAAUGUAGAAUAGUUUUUACAGCUGAAACAACAACUUUAUUAGCCACACGAUUGCUAUCAAAUAUAGCAAUUGGUCGAGGUUCACAAGUUGAAAAUGAUAUUGGCUUUGCUGAUAAAAGAGAAGAAAAUGUAAAAAUAUUGAGGCCAAUGAGAGAAAUUACUAAUGAGGAAAUUGACCACUAUUUGAGAAUAAAAGAACUAAAUCCUGCUACUGAUAUAUUGGGUAAAGGAUAUGGAACUAGUCUACAAUCUGUUAUAAGAAAUUUUGUCUUGGAUCUACAAGAAAAUUAUCCAGCCACUGUAUCAACAAUAUGUAAAACAGCAGAUAAAAUUGGUUCUGUAACCGAUAAUGUUAAUAAAAAAAAGUGCAUAAUUUGUCAGAGUAAUCUGGAUUGCAAUCAAUUAAAUCUCACAGCAGUGGAUGCUACUAUGUUUUCAAGAAAAGUUUCAUCUAAAGUAAUAAACUCUAAUGAAAACUUAAAACAUAUUGAGGAAGGGAAUAAUUUAAUGUUUCCAUUUAUCUAUGAAAAAUUAUGUUAUUGUUGUAGUAGAAACAUUUCUCAAUUAAACGAUCCUAUGUUACAAACAUUAGUUUGCAGGAAUGAUGAUAAAUAAAGUAAAAAAUAACAUUAAAUAA
Molecule: messenger RNA, 1274 nt
Organism: Vanessa tameamea
Lineage: Eukaryota; Metazoa; Arthropoda; Insecta; Lepidoptera; Nymphalidae
Gene: Ctu2
Product: cytoplasmic tRNA 2-thiolation protein 2
Exons: 4
Coding region: 122-1252 (376 amino acids)
Biological process (GO): tRNA wobble position uridine thiolation
Cellular component (GO): cytosol
Molecular function (GO): sulfurtransferase activity; tRNA binding
Source: RefSeq, a predicted model, not a curated record